UACCAUAGAGAGUUAAAGAAGCAAAAUACCGAUAAGCUGCAGUUUGCACAUGCGCAGCACGGGCUCGCGUACGUGACGGGCUAAGCAAGUUAGCGCUAGCUUACUGUUGCUCGCUGCUCCUUCAAAAUUUCACCGGUUUGAGUUUGUGUAACUGGCAGUCCUGCAUCAUGCUCAGAGCCGCCGUCCAACUCUCGUUCUCCGGUGUUAGGAGUUUAACCCGUACGCAACCAGGGUGCCAAGCUUUUUUGGUGUCAAGGUGUUACUCACAUGGGAAGCAAGAGACCGAUGAGGAGUUUGAUGCCCGCUGGGUCACCUAUUUCAACAAGCCAGACAUUGACGCAUGGGAGCUGAGAAAAGGGAUGAACACAUUGAUUGGUUACGAUCUUGUACCUGAGCCCAAGAUUCUCGAGGCAGCACUGAGAGCCUGUCGGAGGUUAAACGAUUUGGCCAGCGCUAUCCGGAUUUUGGAAGCUGUGAAGGAUAAAUCCGGCCCUCAUAAAGAUAUCUACCCGUAUCUGAUCCAAGAGCUGCAGCCAACAUUACAAGAGCUUAGCAUCCCGACACCUGAAGAGCUUGGCAUUGACAAAGUGUAGAUGAAUCUAAAAAACGUGGCUAUCCCAGGACACAGAUCUCUUGUGCUUAAAUGUUUGCUUCUUAUAAAUUGUGUGAUAUUUAAUUUGGCCUUUUAUUAAGUUCUUUUGCUGGUAAAAUAAUGAUGAACAUAAUAAAGGAAAGUGUAUCUUUAUUAAGUGCCACACAUUUUGGGAUAUUUUAAUUAAUUUUAGUACAUUUUGAAGCAAUACACUCAAAUCAUAAGUUGCGUUAAUGGAAAGCAGAACAUUGCUUUUAUGGUGCAUUUUUUUGAGUGUCUGGACAUUUUUGUGAGUUGCAUUUUGCCACCAGGGAGCAGCAUUUUCACAUGCAUGUAAAAAUCAUUUUACUGUAUUCAAUCUAUACGUCUGUUUUCAUUUCAGGGAAAAUUCACAUGCUUGUAAAAUAAACGUGUUCUAAUGGCAA
Messenger RNA from Etheostoma spectabile (orangethroat darter), 1017 nucleotides. RefSeq names its product cytochrome c oxidase subunit 5A, mitochondrial. Gene Ontology annotation, cellular component: respiratory chain complex IV; mitochondrial inner membrane. NCBI's taxonomy places the organism in Eukaryota, Metazoa, Chordata, Actinopteri, Perciformes, Percidae. Gene Ontology annotation, biological process: mitochondrial electron transport, cytochrome c to oxygen. The record is from RefSeq and is a predicted model, not a curated record. The coding region runs from base 168 to 593 and encodes 141 amino acids. The transcript is spliced from 5 exons.